Paramacrobiotus metropolitanus is the source of this 489-nucleotide messenger RNA. RefSeq lists its product as uncharacterized. The coding region runs from base 1 to 489 and encodes 162 amino acids. NCBI's taxonomy places the organism in Eukaryota, Metazoa, Tardigrada, Eutardigrada, Parachela, Macrobiotidae. The record is from RefSeq and is a predicted model, not a curated record. The transcript has a single exon.
AUGAAGACCAUCGUUGUGCUACUCGUCACCCUCAUCCCAGCGAUCUUCUCCGAAGAUGCGCAGAAAACCGAAAUGAAAGCGCUGCCCCAACAGCAAAUGGCUGCCGCCGCCCAUCCCCUUCCGGUCCAGGCCGAAGCUAAACAGAGCCACAUGGCCAAGCAAGAACAGCCCGCUGGCUUUCGCAUGAAUCAGCCCGCUGGCUUUCCCAUGAAUCAGCCGUUCAUGUUUGGUAUGCCCAUGCCCGGCGCCGGUGGAAUGCCUUUCCCACAACCCAUGCAGCAGCCCCACCCAUCUGACCUUGAUAAGGCCCGCAAUAAACCGGCACGCCAACAGGGAGCCGAUAAGGGAGCGGCCAAUCAAGCCCGUCCACAAAUGAACCCGGACCCCAUGGCUGCCAUGUGGCAACAAUUCGGACCGCAGAUGCAAGGUCCAGGCAUGGGAUUCCCCUUCCAGCAUCCGUUCGCUCCUCAAUUCGCUUACCGUUACUGA